UAGUUUUGUAUUCGCUUCUCAAAAGAAAAACCCAAGUCCAGCUUUUUUCUGCAAAAUCGUUCCAACCAAUUUCAACUCCCGAGUCCUCUAAAAAAUGUGUGGAGGUGCUAUCAUUUCCGACUUCAUCCCUCCGACGCGGUCCCGGCGAGUCACCGCCGACUUCCUCUGGCCCGAUCUUAAGAAAUCCAGCUCCGGGAAAAGAUUCUCCGCCGGCGGCCGGCCACGCGGCUCCGGGAUCCUCGGAUUGGACGACGAUUUCGAGGCUGAUUUCCAGGAUUUCAAGGAUGAGUCUGAUGUGGACGACGAUGAGGAUAUGCUCGGUUCCAAGCCCUUUGCUUUCUCCGCCGGAAAGCCUUCUCCAUCUGCUCGCGCCCCCAAGACUGUGAAAUCUGUUGAGUGCAAUAGUCAGGUUGAGAAAUCUGCAAAAAGGAAGAGGAAGAACCAGUACAGGGGAAUUCGUCAGCGCCCAUGGGGCAAGUGGGCUGCCGAGAUCCGAGAUCCAAGGAAAGGAGUCCGGGUUUGGCUUGGGACUUUCAACACUGCUGAAGAGGCUGCAAGAGCCUAUGAUUCUGAGGCGCGUAGAAUCCGUGGCAAGAAAGCCAAGGUGAACUUUCCUGAAGAAGCCCCUCGUGCUUCUGCAAAGCGUGCUGUCAAGGGUAAUCCUCUGAAAGUGCUUCCCAAGACAAACUUGGACGAUAUCCAGUCUAAUCCGGACCAGAACUACAAUUUUGGCUCAGAUCAAGAAUACUACAAUUCCAUGAGUUUCCUGGAAGAGAAACCCCAAACUAAUAACUUUGGGUACAUGGAUUCUGUCCUUACCAAUGGAGAUUUUGGGCUGAAAUCUUCCACUGGAGCUGAUCCUGCCCCACUGUAUUUCAGUUCUGAUCAGGGAAGCAAUUCCUUUGAUUGUUCCGACUUUGGUUGGGGAGAACAAGGCUCAAAGACUCCUGAAAUCUCAUCUGUUCCUGAAGAAAGUGAGAACCCAUUUUUUUUGGAGGAUGCUAGUCCAACCAAGAAACAGAAGACUAACCCUGAGGAUCUUGUGCCUGCUGAAAAUAAUGUUACUCCCAAGACACUGUCUGAGGAGCUGUCAGCUUUUGAGAUGAAGUAUUGUCAGACCCCAUACAUGGAGGGGAGCUGGGAUACUUCGAUGGAUACCUUUCUCAAUGGUGAUGCAACCCAGGAUGGUUGUAACCCAUUGGAUCUUUGGGCCUUUGAUGACCUUCCUUCAAUGGCUGGGGGAGUUUACUAAGUGUACCAGCUUUUCAAGUUUAUGUAAAUAAAGCUACAUGUUAGAAGGGUUUCGCUGAAGAGUGCAAGCAGUUGAACAUGCAUAAUACUUGUGUGGGGAGUAUUUAAGCUGUAGCUGCUGGUGUUUGGGGGAGUAUAUAGGUAUUAGGUUUACUUCUACCUUCAAAGACUUAAUAUUUCUUGCUAAACUUAAUGUUUGUACUGAUGUUAUGGGUCUGUGUAAGCUGUGAUGAUACUGAAACCUGAUGAUUGUGAACUUCGGUCUGUUUCAAUUUAUUCAGUUCUUUUGUUAUACAAGAGGCACCCAAAUUUAUGCACAUA
Messenger RNA from Argentina anserina (silverweed cinquefoil), 1572 nucleotides. RefSeq names its product ethylene-responsive transcription factor RAP2-12-like. The transcript has 3 exons. The coding region runs from base 95 to 1252 and encodes 385 amino acids. The record is from RefSeq and is a predicted model, not a curated record. Gene Ontology annotation, biological process: ethylene-activated signaling pathway; regulation of DNA-templated transcription. NCBI's taxonomy places the organism in Eukaryota, Viridiplantae, Streptophyta, Magnoliopsida, Rosales, Rosaceae. Gene Ontology annotation, molecular function: DNA binding; DNA-binding transcription factor activity.